Messenger RNA from Seriola aureovittata, 6696 nucleotides. It is a transcript of the gene col4a1, whose product is annotated as collagen, type IV, alpha 1. Gene Ontology annotation, cellular component: basement membrane; collagen trimer. Gene Ontology annotation, molecular function: extracellular matrix structural constituent. The coding region runs from base 159 to 5084 and encodes 1641 amino acids. The transcript is spliced from 52 exons. Lineage: Eukaryota; Metazoa; Chordata; Actinopteri; Carangiformes; Carangidae. The record is from RefSeq and is a predicted model, not a curated record.
CACAUCGUUUCAGACAAAGAUGCAGCCAAACGUGCUGCCCGUGCUCCGUCGAUAAACCGCGAAUUACCUGAAGAAAGAAGACAAGAAGCGGUCAACAGGUGGUGGUUUGUGGCCACUCUGCACUGUUGCGCACACCGCUUCCACCGCGCACCGCCAAGAUGCUGUUACCGUCCGGCACCCUGCUUCUGCUGGCGGCUCUCUACUCAAGUGUAGACCUGACAGGCGCUGAGGGUUGUGGGGCAUCAUGUGGAAAAUGUGACUGCAGUGGUGUGAAAGGAACAAAGGGUGAGCGGGGAUUUCCUGGUCUCCAAGGUAAUAUGGGAUUCCCAGGGAUGCAGGGACCUGAGGGGCCUCCAGGGCAAUUGGGCCCCAAGGGAGAUUCAGGUGAAUCUGGGGCUCCUGGAAUGAAAGGAGUGAGGGGUCCGCCUGGUCUGCCAGGUUUCCCGGGAAACCCAGGACUACCAGGCAUCAAUGGAAACGACGGCCCACCAGGAGCACCAGGUAUCCCAGGAUGCAAUGGGACUAAAGGAGACAGAGGACUGGAUGGCUCUCCUGGUUUUCCCGGUCUUCAAGGACCUCCUGGCAUCCCAGGACUUCAUGGAAUGAAGGGUGACCCCGGUGGUGUGAUUGGGAUUGUUCCACUGAAGGGAGACAGAGGAUUCCCUGGCACACCUGGAUUACCUGGAUCAAUCGGAACUCCUGGACCUACUGGACCUCCAGGACCUCGUGGAUAUCAAGGACCCAAAGGUGAUCCUGGCCUUCCUGGCCCUCCUGGAGAGAAGGGUGACAAGCUGGCUUUUGUGAGUGAGAAAGGAGACAAGGGUGAUGCUGGAUUUCGCGGCCCGCCUGGUCCCCCUGGACCUCCUGCAUCGGGUGUUGAAGGAGGACAUACCACGGUGCACCUUCCUGGACCACCGGGAGACAGAGGAGUCAAAGGAGAGAAAGGAGAACAAGGCUUUUGCAUCCCUCAUCUCGAAGGUGUCAAAGGUGAACCCGGCCCACCUGGACCAAGAGGUAAACCUGGAAAGGAUGGAGAGUUUGGGCUAAAGGGAGAAAGAGGCUUUCCAGGAGUUCCUGGAUACACCGGUUCCCAGGGUGAAAAAGGAGAAAAAGGACCACCAGGUUUUGGUAUUGGUGCCCCUGGUCCUCCAGGUUCUCCUGGUUUCCCAGGGAAAGAAGGAGAAAGAGGUUUUCCUGGGCCCCGGGGCGAGGCAGGUCCACCAGGCCAGCACAUUGAAGGGCCUCGAGGAGAGAGGGGUGAGAAGGGAGGCAUGGGUGAGAAAGGAGAUCGGGGUAUAGAAGGAGAGUCUCUGGUUGGACCUCCAGGACAACCAGGAAUUCCUGGACCCCCAGGAGAACCAGGACUCCCAAUUGACCCUAAUGAAUGUGACAUUGAGAAAGGCGCUCCUGGCCCACCUGGACCUCCAGGGUUACAAGGGGAACUGGGACAGAAAGGUGACAAAGGAGAUACCUGUGUUAAGUGUGAAGCUUCCGGUGCACCUGGAUUACCUGGCCCCCCGGGGCCUAAAGGAGAGCACGGACCUCCUGGGUCAGUAGGAUACAAAGGAGAAAAGGGUCAAUCAGGAGCUCCUGGACAACCUGGACGACCUGGUAUUCAAGGCAAUCCUGGGUUGAUGGGAGCUCCAGGUGCUAUUGGUGAGCCUGGGGACAUAUUCAUAGCUCCUGGUUUGAAGGGAGACAAAGGUCUUCCUGGUUCUGCUGGGUCACCGGGGCAGCCUGGAUCGAAUGGACUGCCAGGGAGAGAUGGCAUACCGGGUCAACCUGGCCCCAAAGGAGAACCUGCCAAAGAGGGCAUUAAGGGUGAGCGUGGACUAGAUGGGGACCCUGGUCUUAUCGGGCCCCCAGGAGAGAGGGGUCCCCCUGGUGUGCCAGGCAUCGGUCAACCAGGAGAGUCAGGAGAGAAAGGCAGUCCAGGGAGACCAGGACUGCCUGGAGUCCCUGGACAACCUGGUACAAAAGGUGAGCCAGGUGUAGGUGUGAGUACUCCAGGACCUCAGGGAGUACCUGGACCACGAGGAGAAACCGGCAGACCUGGACUUCAAGGGGACAGAGGCCUGGUUGGAGACCAAGGGUUGCCAGGUUUCCCUGGACAGAAAGGUGAACAUGGACCCCCUGGAAUUGGUUUGCCAGGCCCAACAGGUCCAAAAGGAAUCGGUGGUAUCCCAGGAGCUACAGGAUUGCCAGGAGAGCCAGGAAGACCGGGACAGGAUGGCUUGUCGGGACGACCUGGUCUACCUGGACAAAAAGGUGAACCUGGACGGGGUCUUCCAGGCCCAAAAGGAUCGCAGGGCCUCCCAGGAGUUAUUGGCUUCCAGGGAGAGAAGGGUAGCAUUGGACUUCCUGGUAUUCCUGGACGAGAAGGCGAGACAGGUCUACCAGGACCUCAGGGAAUCAAAGGUGAAAUAGGGCCCCCAGGGCUUCCUGGACUGAUUGGCUCACCCGGUGCUCCAGGAAAAGGUUCACCUGGAGCUCCCGGACCACAGGGACCACCUGGAGAGCCUGGACCAUAUGGUAGAGAAGGUGUAAAGGGAGAAAAGGGCUACCCUGGUCCUCCUGGUCUGGACAUGCCGGGACCUCAGGGAGAAAAGGGAAUCCCUGGGUUCCCAGGGCUUGCAGGCUCUAAAGGACUGCCAGGGCAACCAGGCUUACCAGGCAGGGAUGGGCUGAUUGGAAACCAAGGUCCUAAAGGUGAAAUGGGGGUCAUAGGAACCCCAGGAGUACCAGGAUUUCCUGGACCACCUGGUACACCUGGAUCUCCUGGUCUGAGAGGUGAUCCUGGUAUUACUGGACCAAGAGGUGAUAUUGGAGAGAUUGGACCUAAAGGAGAAAGGGGAGAGCCAGGUCUUCAGGGACCUCCAGGAAACAUGAGUGAAGUCGACAUGGAGCACAUGAAGGGGGAGAAAGGAGACAUUGGAGACAUAGGUGACCGUGGAGUCACUGGACAGAAGGGCUUCCGUGGAAUGCCUGGAGACCCUGGACUGCGAGGCAAAGAUGGAGAGCCUGGAUUACCUGGACAACCAGGUGAGAAAGGAGACCCUGGUUUUCCUGGUGAACCUGGCAGCAUUGGACAACCUGGACAGAAGGGCACUGUAGGAGAGAUGGGAAUACCAGGUGUGAGUGGCCCAAAAGGUACUAAAGGAGAUAUUGGUAAAUCGGGACAUCCAGGAUUCAGAGGCACAGAUGGACAGAAAGGAGACAAGGGAGCAGCUGGUGAGCCAGGUAUUGGGAUCCCAGGAUAUCCAGGAGAAAAGGGUCAGACAGGCCAGCCAGGAUUCCCAGGAACACCUGGAGAAAAGGGUCAGAAGGGUCAUGAGGGUAUGCCUGGCAAACCAGGAUCGCAAGGAAAUAAAGGAGAUAAAGGAAGCAUCGGGUAUCCAGGCCAGCCAGGUAGACCAGGUGAGAAAGGUACGCCUGGGCUUCCAGGGUCUGCAGGAGAACCUGGUAAUGAAGGCCGACCUGGUGAAGGUGGCUUGCAGGGACCUCCUGGACCUCCUGGAGAGAAGGGAGAUCCUGGAGUGGACGGCAUCCCUGGAUCCUCAGGGGAGAGAGGAGACCCAGGUUUACCUGGCCACGGUUUCCAAGGGCCACCUGGAACAUUUGGUGGCAAAGGCGACAAAGGUAGUCCUGGCAUCCCUGGCACUCCAGGUCAUCCAGGUGUCCCUGGUAUCAAAGGCGACAAGGGACUUUCAGGCCCACAGGGACCAACGGGUGAGCCAGGAGAGAGAGGGGCUCAAGGUAUCUCUGUAGAAGGCCCUAAGGGAGAGAGGGGAGAAACAGGACAACCCGGAGAAGCAGGAUCCCCAGGAGGACCAGGACCAGCUGGUGUGCCAGGCAGACAUGGCCAUAAGGGAGAGAAAGGAGAUCAGGGUCUGCCUGGUUUCCAGGGAGAGACGGGACAAAAGGGUGACCCUGGAUUUUCUGGACUCCCUGGACAACCUGGUCUUCCUGGUAUUGAUGGACAUAAGGGAGAGAGGGGAUUGCAAGGUGUUCCUGGCUUCCCAGGUGUAAAGGGUCAAUUCGGGGACAGUGGAUUCAAAGGAGAGAUUGGAGACAGAGGAUUCCCUGGAGAAAAAGGUAAUGAAGGCCCUCCUGGCCCCCCUGGCCCCCACACCUUUGUCAAAGGAGACAUUGGGUUCCCAGGAAUUCAAGGUCUUCCAGGACCGCAGGGUCCAUCAGGGUUCCCUGGACAGAAAGGACUGCAAGGUAUGACAGGUAUUCCAGGGCCAAAAGGUGAAGAUGGCCACCCUGGAUUUCACGGUCAGUCUGGAGCCAAAGGAGAGCCUGGCCUGCCAGGACCACAAGGACCCAGAGGACACCCAGGUCCUCCAGGACCUGACGGCGUUCCAGGUCAAGUGGGUCCACCUGGCCCCUCCUCCAUGGAUCAUGGGUUCCUCGUCACCCGUCACAGCCAAUCAGUGGAGGUUCCAUUUUGUCCUGAGGGAACCUCACCCAUAUAUGAUGGCUACUCCUUGCUCUACGUACAAGGCAACGAACGGUCUCAUGGACAGGACUUGGGUACGGCAGGCAGCUGUUUAAGAAAGUUCAGCCCCAUGCCCUUCCUGUUCUGUAACAUCAACAACGUGUGCAACUUUGCCUCUCGUAAUGACUACUCCUAUUGGCUCACCUCCCCUGAGCCCAUGCCCAUGAGCAUGGCGCCCAUCACUGGUGAAAGCAUCAAACCCUUCAUCAGCAGGUGUGCUGUGUGUGAAGCCCCAGCCAUGGUGAUAGCAGUUCACAGUCAGACCAUCAUGAUCCCUCCGUGCCCUCACGGCUGGGACUCUCUGUGGAUUGGCUACUCCUUUGUCAUGCACACCAGCGCUGGUGCUGAGGGUUCAGGCCAGGCUCUGGCCUCUCCCGGUUCCUGUCUGGAGGAAUUCCGCAGCGCUCCAUUCAUCGAGUGUCACGGUCGUGGAACCUGCAACUACUACGCCAACUCCUACAGCUUCUGGCUUGCUACCAUUGAAGACAAUGAGAUGUUUACGAAACCUGUCCCAACAACGCUAAAAGCAGGCAAUCUCAGAACACACAUAAGCCGCUGCCAGGUGUGCAUGAAGAGGACAUAAACUCCCAACACCAGAGUCCUCCUUCCUCACAUGCAAGCAAUACCGCGCGUGCUGACGUCCUCAACUUGGCUUGACUUCCUGUUUUGAAAGGAUGGUGCUAUUUCCCUGCAUGUGUGAGAAGAGAGGGACACACACGUGGUUUGCAGAACAGCCUGAGAUUGAACUUUACAAACCAGAACACAGAGACCAAGCAGCCUUUUGCUCCAUGCAGAAAACACUUAACUAACAUGAUCACAACAUGUCUCUAAAGAAUGGCACCCAGUUUACCACUGCACUGAGUACAUGCCCCCUAAACUGGUAAACUGGUGUACAUUUUGAAAGGGUUGUUUGUGUGAGUCAGGUGCUAUUGAAUCUUACUUAUCUGCCUUACUCUAUUUUAUUUUUUUUAAUUUCCCUACAAGUGCCACAGCAUCAAAGAUAUAGCUACAUUAAUAUUAUAGAUUUUCACACCUUUUAACUUGUAUAAUGUAAAGGAUGGGACUUACCACUCGUUACAGAAGCUUGUCAUUUGUUAAAUCACAAUAUGUUGCCACCACAGACAUGUAACAAUCACUCUGUUGUAAAUAUAAAGCAUUCCUCUCUAACAUAGUUCAACAUACUCUCCUCAGGUUAUUAUUGAGUUACUUUGUGUGUUAUUAGCUUCAUUUUUAUUUAUAAGAUUUAUGAGAAUAUGUUGGACUUGAGUAUAUCUGGGAUUUCAUUGAUCCAAAAAACAGUGUUUCAACAACCAGCGCCUUAUUAACAUACCAAACAGCACUGAAAUAACAUUGGCAGGUGUGUGUGUGUGUGUGUGUGUGUGUGUGUGUGUGUGUGUGUGUGUGUGUGUGUGUGUUGUGAUGUUUGCAUAGGCUAUAUAUUGUUGCACAACCCUGUUGACACAAUAAAAAACAAAUGCACAAAAAGGAACAGACAAAAAAAAUGACACCUACACCUUUACUCUGACAGAACAUUGUUUAUAACAACUCUCACAUCAAGUGAACCAAAUCUUUGAUCCCAAAGAAAUGCACAUGUAUAUAUACUGACACAUACCAUGUACUUGCUACUCUGCUCAUGUACUUGACUGUUCCCGUUUGUGAAUUCCGUUUGUUAUCCCUGUUGAUUUUGUGCAAAAGCUAUUUUUAAUUAAGGGUCAUCGCGUCAAGGCUGCACAUUCAAGUCAAGCUCAUCCAGAUGAGGAGGAUUAUAUUUAUAAGUGUCUCUGCAGAGAUGAUUUAAAAAGGUCUUAACAUUGGUUUGUGUUUUGUAUACGGCAUUCUGAGAGAGUCAGUCAUGCGUUGAUGCUAGAAAGGCCUUCUGGACCCAAAACAGUGUCUGUUUCCGUGUCCCAUUCAGAGCAAUUGAAAGAUGCAGAGUUUUUCUACUGUUCAAGUUAUAGCAGUUACUCUACACUGACCAUAACCUGUUUUUGUUUGUGUGUUGUGCUUGGUUGUGAUAAAAAUGCUCCAUGAAGUACAUACAGUAUUAGCAGCAUUUGCCAUCAUAAAACAAACUUGAUCACAGUGGGAUUGAUCUUAGCUGAUUAACAAACAGAACAUACUUCAUCGUCAUUUUAUAUUUUCCAGAUCCCAUACUGUGUAAUUCCUGCAAUAAAGUGAUUUGUAGAAUAAUCUUA